This is a messenger RNA of Dryobates pubescens (Downy woodpecker), 1075 nucleotides long. It is a transcript of the gene TMEM35B, whose product is annotated as transmembrane protein 35B. The transcript has 3 exons. Bases 270 to 689 code for a protein of 139 amino acids. Lineage: Eukaryota; Metazoa; Chordata; Aves; Piciformes; Picidae. The record is from RefSeq and is a predicted model, not a curated record.
UCCCCCCUCCCCCCAGCUCUCGUUUGGUGGGGGGACGGUGCCGGCCGGGGCGCGGAGAUCGCAGCCUCAGGGGUUUGGGGAGGUGACGCUGCUGAUCUAAGCACUCCCUGCCCCAGCAGCACCCCAUGGCUGUGCGAUACCCCUGUCUCUGCUUUUGCUGCGGCAGCCGGGGCCGGGACCGGGGCCAAGGCCAGGGCCCGGAUCGGAGUCGAGCGGAGCCGUGCUGAACCGACCCGCCCCCGGCCCCGCCCGGCCGCGCGUCCCCCGCCAUGGCGGCGGCAUUCAGGGUCCUGCGUGUCCUGCUCGGGCUCUUCUUCCUGCUGACCGGCGCCGUCAAGCUCACGGAGCAGCUCUCGGCCGACCUGCACCGGCACAUGCAGUCGCAGUUCGUGCGCUUUGCCGAGGUCUUUCCCCUGAAGGAUUUGGGGUUCACGCCGGAGCCAGGCCAGUACCUGGCAGUGGUGGGCUGGGUGGAGGUGGUGGCUGGGCUGCUGCUGGCGUUCGGGCCCCAGCUCCUGCAGGAGAUCAGCAAUUUCAUCCUCAGUGUCAUCAUGAUCGGUGCCAUCUACACGCUGCUGGUGCUGCGGGAGCCCCUGGCCAUGUGUGCCCCUGCCACCCUCUGCCUCGGCCUCCUGCUGCUCCUCAACAUCCGUGGGUAUGGGCCCCCCUCAAAGCCCAAGUUCGAGUGACAGGAGGCGGGACGGGUGGCUGGGGUGGAAGGGUGGCAGGAAGGGUGGCCGGACACACGGCAGGAUGGUUGGCUCAGCUGUCAGGAGGAGAUGCCCUUACAGCAUUUUCUAGGACAGCAUCGUACCCUGUGAGGUAACCUGGGACUGCUGCAUGGUGUAUCCUCUCCGGCUGCUGCCAGGGAUCCUGGAGCUGGUUGUCCCCACGCUGUGUGACCCAGGCUGGUGCUGUGGGACUGCUGGGGCUGCUGCACCACCGUGGCACUGCCACCACUCUGGCAGCUCCGUUGUUAAACCUGCACAAGGUGACCAGCUCUUCCUGGGGCUCAGCCGGGCUGGGGCUGGCUCUGCUCUCCUGCUGGCUUUUGUAUUUUGGAAUAAAACCUCUU